AUGGCAGGGUCAGAAGAUAAGGCCCUGGAGAAGACAGAUGAAAGAGGCUCCCAAUGCCAGUGCAUAAGCACUCAUUCCAAGUUCAUCCCUCCCAAGACUAUUCAGGAUGUGAGAUUAAGCCAAAGAGGACCUCACUGCAAACAUGUGGAAAUCAUAGCUACGCUGAGAGAUGGCAGGGAAGUGUGCGUGGAGCCCGCUGCGCCCUGGAUCCAGCUCGCUGUAAAGACUCUUCUGGCCAGGGCCAGCGACAAUGUUGAGUCACCAGUCAAAGAAAAGUAA
Camarhynchus parvulus is the source of this 279-nucleotide messenger RNA. RefSeq names its product interleukin-8-like. Gene Ontology annotation, biological process: antimicrobial humoral immune response mediated by antimicrobial peptide; neutrophil chemotaxis; cellular response to lipopolysaccharide. The transcript has 4 exons. The record is from RefSeq and is a predicted model, not a curated record. Gene Ontology annotation, molecular function: CXCR chemokine receptor binding; chemokine activity. Gene Ontology annotation, cellular component: extracellular region. Lineage: Eukaryota; Metazoa; Chordata; Aves; Passeriformes; Thraupidae. Bases 1 to 279 code for a protein of 92 amino acids.